UCCAUCUUGAGUCUCUUGCAGGUCACUGGUCGAUGAUACCAUUGUUCCUGUUACUACUACAGCCAUUAUCGGUGCUCUUGGGGCCUUAAUUUGUCUGUCCUCAAACGACAACAGGGUCCUCGCACCAGUCUCCAUUCUCAUGUCAUAUGUGUGAAAUCUCUCCGUAUCUCUCGGAAUGGCUCCUACACCAGCGGAUAGGGCGGCGAGAGCCAUGGCUGCCGCUCCAUGGAGGUCCUCCAUCUGCAUUGUCUCGGCACCGUAAAGUAGUCGGCGCUCAGUAUCCUCGUAAGGACGUUGUGACGGUUGCGAAGCUGGUUGUGGCUCAAUAGAGAUGGCCUGGUCGCUUUGUCGGUCGUUCUCAACAGUUGCAACUUCUAGAUAGGUGUCUGCGGCUUUGAGGGGCAAGGGUCGUCUGAGCUGGGGAUCAGCCAUUCAAUAGCUUUUUCUUAUGAGUUGGUCGUAAAGCGUAUCAGGAGUGAUGGGCACUUUGGUUUGAGGAUAUGCUCUUUACGCGUAUGGCACAGGGUUGCUAUUGAUUUGCAGGCAGAGAAGCAGGGAAUGAGGAGAGCAGUGGGCGGAGUCGUUUUGAUGAUAGGGGCCGGGCCAGAUGGUGUAGGAGAAGGUCGUACAGGGUUGGUGUAGGUGGGAUGCUUGCUGUGCUGGAAAAUGAAAUAAAAAACAGGUCAUUCAUAAAAGUUUAAAUGGUGUGCACACAACACUGGAGACAAACAAGUGUGCGCGGAAGGAUGAAUGAGAUGAGAGCGGUGGAUGCAAUGAAUGAAGCGAAAUGAGUGGAAUGGAG
Gamsiella multidivaricata is the source of this 802-nucleotide messenger RNA. RefSeq lists its product as uncharacterized. The transcript has a single exon. The coding region runs from base 147 to 329 and encodes 60 amino acids. Lineage: Eukaryota; Fungi; Mortierellomycota; Mortierellomycetes; Mortierellales; Mortierellaceae. The record is from RefSeq and is a predicted model, not a curated record.